Phodopus roborovskii (desert hamster) is the source of this 4565-nucleotide messenger RNA. It is a transcript of the gene Heph, whose product is annotated as hephaestin. Gene Ontology annotation, biological process: iron ion transport. Gene Ontology annotation, molecular function: copper ion binding; oxidoreductase activity. The coding region runs from base 396 to 3860 and encodes 1154 amino acids. The record is from RefSeq and is a predicted model, not a curated record. The transcript has 22 exons. Gene Ontology annotation, cellular component: plasma membrane. NCBI's taxonomy places the organism in Eukaryota, Metazoa, Chordata, Mammalia, Rodentia, Cricetidae.
GAUCCUCGCCAGAGCCAGAGAGGAGCCCUAGAUUUAAUUCAUGGGAAGAGCUUUGUAACCCGUGUUUACUAAGUAAACAGGGCUGCCAGGCUCUGGCUGGGGUCUGCAGUUCAGCAUUGAUGGGCCGCUGACAUGAAUUUGGAAGGAAGGAGGGAAGAAAGGCAGGAAGGGUUUUCCUUAACAAAGGUAAAUAAACUGAAGGCACAGCUGCCUUGCUGGUAACUUCUUGAGAAGGAAGUUUGAACAAGAUCCAGGUGACAUUCAGACAUCCAUUGAACAAAGGGAAUGGGUAACAGUGUUUCGAUGCAUAGUAUUAUAUGUAGGUACAUUUGACUGUACCUGUGUUUCAUCAGUAAAUCAGAUUCCAUUCCUGGUUCCUCAGAGUAGUGUGGGCCAUGAAGCCAGGCCAUUUCCUCUGGGCUUUACUGUUCAUGCACAGUUGGCUUCUACCAACUGAUGGGGCCAUUCGAGACUACUACCUGGGCAUCCAGGAUGUGCAGUGGAACUAUGCUCCCACAGGAAGAAAUGUCAUCACAAACCAGCCUCUGAACAAUGACAUAGUGGCUUCCAGCUUCCUAAAGUCUGGCAAAAACAGGAUAGGGAGUAGUUACAAGAAGACUGUCUAUAAGGAAUACAGUGAUGGCACAUACACCGAUGAAGUAGCCAAGCCUGCCUGGCUGGGCUUCCUGGGACCACUGUUACAGGCUGAGGUGGGGGAUGUCAUCCUUAUCCACCUGAAGAAUUUUGCAAGUCGGCCAUAUACUAUUCACCCUCAUGGAGUAUUCUAUGAGAAGGACUCAGAAGGCUCACUGUACCCAGAUGGUUCUUCUGGGUACCUGAAAGCAGAUGAUUCUGUUCCCCCGGGAGGCAUCCAUGUUUACAAUUGGACUAUUCCAGAAGGCCAUGCACCCACGGCUGCAGACCCAGCAUGCCUCACCUGGAUUUACCAUUCUCAUGUAGAUGCUCCACGAGACAUUGCAACUGGUCUCAUUGGACCCCUUAUCACCUGUAAAAGAGGGACCCUGGAUGGUAACUCCCCACCUCAGAGGAAGGAUGUAGACCAUAAUUUCUUCCUCCUCUUCAGUGUGGUAGAUGAGAACCUAAGCUGGCACCUUGAUGACAACAUAGCUACUCACUGCUCAGACCCCAACUCAGUGGACAAAGAAGAUGGAGCUUUUCAAGAGAGCAACAGGAUGCAUGCAAUCAAUGGGUUUGUCUUUGGGAACUUACCAGAGUUGAGCAUGUGUGCACAGAAGCAUGUAGCCUGGCACUUGUUUGGCAUGGGCAAUGAAAUAGAUGUCCACACAGCUUUCUUCCAUGGACAGAUGCUGACUACUCGUGGACACCGCACUGAUGUUGCUCACCUUUUUCCAGCCACCUUUGUGACUGCUGAAAUGGUGCCCCAGAAAUCUGGAACCUGGUUAAUUAGCUGUGGAGUGAAUAGCCACUGGAAAAGUGGUAUGCUUGCCCUCUACAAGGUUGAAUCUUGCUCCAUGGACCCACCUGUGGACCAACUCACAGGCAAAGUUCGUCAAUACUUCAUUGAGGCCCAUGAGAUUCAAUGGGACUAUGGCCCAUUAGGGCAUGAUGGUAGAACUGGGAAAAGUUUGAGGGAGCCAGGAAGUGGCCCAGAUAAAUACUUCCAGAAGAGCUCUAGCCGAAUUGGAGGUACUUACUGGAAAGUUCGAUAUGAAGCCUUCCAAGAUGAGACAUUCCAAGAAAGGGUACAUCAAGAAGAAGAAGCACAUCUUGGAAUACUGGGACCAGUUAUAAGGGCUGAAGUGGGUGAUACCAUCCAGGUUGUCUUCUACAACCGUGCCUCCCAGCCAUUCAGCAUGCAGCCCCAUGGGGUCUUUUAUGAGAAAGACUACGAGGGUACUGUGUACAAUGAUGGUACAUCACAUCCUGGCUUGGUAGCCAAGCCCUUUGAGAAAGUAACAUACAACUGGACUGUUCCUCCCCAUGCUGGGCCCACUGCGAAGGAUCCUGCCUGUCUAACCUGGAUGUACUUCUCUGCUGCAGAUCCCGCAAGAGAUACAAAUUCUGGCCUGGUGGGCCCUCUUCUGGUUUGCAAGGCUGGCGCUUUAGGGGCAGAUGGCAAGCAGAAAGGAAUGGAUAAAGAAUUUUUUCUCCUCUUCACUGUGUUUGAUGAGAACAUGAGCUGGUACAGCAAUGCCAAUCAAGCAGCUGGUAUGUUGGAUUCCCGAUUGCUCUCAGAGGAUGCUGAGGGCUUCCAGGACUCCAAUCAAAUGCAUGCUAUUAAUGGGUUUCUGUUCUCUAACCUGCCCAGCCUGGACAUGUGCAAGGAUGAUAUGGUAGCCUGGCACCUGCUUGGCCUGGGCACAGAGACUGAUGUCCAUGGGGUCACGUUCGAGGGCAACACUGUAGAGCUUCAGGGUAUGAGGAAAGGAGCAGCCAUGCUCUUUCCUCACACCUUUGUGAUGGCUGUGAUGCAGCCUGACAAUCCUGGGACAUUUGAAAUCUAUUGCCAAGCAGGCAGCCACAGAAAAGCAGGGAUGACAGCAGUUUAUAAUGUCUCCCAGUGUUCUGUUCAUCAAAACAGCCCACGACAACACUACCAAGCUUCAAGAGUUUACUACAUAAUGGCAGAAGAGGUGGAGUGGGAUUAUUGUCCUGAUAGAAGCUGGGAACUGGAAUGGCACAACACAUCUGAGAAGGACAGUUAUGGUCAUGUUUUCUUGAGCAACAAGGAUGGGCUCCUGGGUUCCAGAUAUAAGAAAGCUGUAUUCAGGGAAUACACUGAUGGUACUUUCAGGAUUCCUCAGCCGAGGUCUGGACCAGAGGAGCACUUGGGAAUCCUGGGUCCACUUAUCAGAGGAGAGGUUGGUGAUAUCUUAACUGUGGUGUUCAAGAAUAAUGCCAGUCGACCAUAUUCCAUACAUGCCCAUGGAGUUCUAGAAUCUAGUACUGGCUGGCCACAGGCAGCUGAGCCUGGUGAAGUACAUACUUACCAGUGGAACAUCCCAGAAAGAGCUGGUCCUGGACCCAGUGACUCUGCUUGUGUUUCCUGGAUUUAUUAUUCUGCAGUGGAUCCAAUCAAGGAUAUGUAUAGUGGUCUGGUGGGACCCUUAGUUGUCUGCCGAAAGGGCAUCUUGGGACACUAUGGAGGUCGGAAUGAUAUGGACCGGGAAUUUGCCUUGCUGUUUUUGAUCUUUGAUGAGAACCAGUCUUGGUAUCUGGAGGAGAAUAUUGCAAUUUAUGGGUCACAGGAGACAAACAUUCAGGAUGAGACCUUCUUGGAGAGCAAUAAAAUGCAUGCCAUCAAUGGGAAACUCUAUGCUAAUCUCAAAGGUCUUACUGUAUACCAAGGAGAACGGGUAGCCUGGUACAUGCUAGCCAUGGGCCAAGAUACUGACAUUCACACUGUGCACUUCCAUGCAGAGAGUUUUCUCUAUCAGAAUGGACACAGUCACCGGGCAGAUGUUGUGGAUCUCUUCCCAGGGACCUUUGAAGUUGUGGAAAUGGUAGCCAGCAACCCUGGGACAUGGCUGAUGCACUGCCAUGUGACUGACCAUGUUCAUGCUGGCAUGGAGACAAUCUUUACUGUCUUGACUCAUGAAGAACAUUUAAGUACUAUGACUACCAUCACCAAAGAGAUUGGAAAAGCAGUGAUACUAAGAGACUUUGGAGGAGGCAAUGUGAAGAUUCUGGGCAUGACGAUCCCCAUAAAGGAUGCUGAAAUUCUGUCUUCUGUUUUGAUUGCUGUAUGUGUAAUUCUGCUUUUUGUUGCUCUGGCUCUUGGUGGUGUAGUCUGGUACCAACAUCGACAAAGAAAGCUUCGACGCAACAGGAGGUCCAUUCUUGAUGAUAGCUUCAAGCUUCUUUCUCUGAAGCAGUAAUAGACAAAGCCAGAAGAUAUCUUCAGUAGACACAUCUGGAAUGUAUCUCAUGCUCCCAGGAAGCCCUAUACUAGCAGCACACUCUUUUGUCAAGGGAUAGGAGUAGUGGAGAGAAAGAGGAUGGAAUCAAAAUUAUCUGGCUAUUUAUUUAUUUACAUGGAAAUCAUAUUGCUCUCACUUUUUAUUUUACAUGUAACCUGAGGCAGUUAGGAUUAGGUAAAUGCUUUUGUAGACACAUUUCAGCAGCUAGGCUAUGUCAUUUUUCAGUACUGGAAGGUAUGGACAUUCCUAGAAUGUAAUUGUUCUAGCAUAAUAUAUACCAAGAAAAAGGUAUCUAAUUUGGUUUCUAUUUCCAGGACCUAUCUAGAAAAGUAUAUUUGUAAUUGAGGGCAAAUCAUGAGCCACAAACAUAACCCCUAACUAAAUAAAGGACCGCACAGACAUGAUGGAAAAUGAGAGAUAGGGUAGGGAGUGGGAAUCCAAAUUAUACUUUAAUUAUAUUUAGCAAUGGACUAUUUAGGAGAAGUAAGUGAAAGGGUUGUAGUUGUCAUGAGUAUCUACAACCGCUGGAACCAGAAACACCUGUUAAAACAGUCCUUCAGGUUUCUACACGGUGGUACUGAAGGGAAUUUUCAAUGUUUUCUCCAUGUUUGAAGUCAUAAAUCUUGUCUGUUAAAGUACUUAUUAAAAGAUUGGAAUACUGAA